AUGACUGACACUGCCGUCCGCAGUAGUUCUGGCCGCUGGAUGUACCCCAGCGACCGACCCCUGCAAGCAAAUGAUGAGGAACAGCUACAGGCAGGCUGGUCCGUCCACCCCGGUGCCCAGACAGACAGACAGAGGAAGCAAGAAGAGCUGACUGAUGAGGAGAAGGAAAUCAUCAACAGAGUCAUUGCUCGGGCAGAGAAGAUGGAAGAGAUGGAGCAGGAGAGAAUUGGGCGCCUGGUGGACCGGCUGGAGAACAUGAGGAAGAACGUGGCGGGAGACGGCGUGAACCGCUGCAUCCUGUGCGGGGAGCAGCUGGGGACGCUGGGCUCCACCUGUGUGGUGUGCGAGGACUGCAAGAAGAAUGUGUGCACCAAGUGUGGGGUGGAGACCACCAACAACCGCCCGCACCCCGUGUGGCUCUGCAAGAUCUGCCUGGAGCAGAGGGAGGUGUGGAAGCGAUCUGGAGCAUGGUUCUUCAAGGGUUUCCCCAAACAGGUCCUUCCACAGCCCAUGCCUAUAACGAGGAGCAAGGCCCUGCAGCCCGGUUCGGAGCAGCACACUUCGGAACCCAAGCCGGCAGUCCGACCCUCAACCCAAGAUGACACUGAGGAGAGAAGGAGCCUCGGUCAUAAGACAGGCCCCGGCCUGGCCUCUGCUCCUGGGCGAGGGAGCUACGGGCCUCCCGUGCGCAGGGCCUCUGAGGCCCAGAUGAACACACCACCCAGGGAUCCAGAGAGCCGGGACGUGGGCCAUGGCGGAGGCGCUGGGGAUGCCAGCCGCAGCCCGGCAGGGUUGAGGCGAGCCAACUCCGUUCAGGCCUCCAGACAGACCCCAGCCUCAGGGCCGAGCCCAGCGCCCCCUCAGCCCGCACAGCCAGGGCCCCCCAGGGGCGGCAGAGCCCCACCAGCACCGGCAGGACGCCUUCCAGAGCAGAGGCCAGAGGGGACGCCCAGUGACCCCGGCCACCCAGGGGCCACCGGGCCACCGCGGGAGGACAGGACGGGGGCAGCCGAGGGCUUCGCCAUGGCUGGAGCCAGGGAGGACCGUGCCCACCCGCCGGGCCGCUAUCCCCAAGUCCCUGCGGCCUCCGCCCAGCCAGCCCCCACCCCCGCCCGCCAGCCGCCACCCCCCGAGGAGGACGAGGACGAGGCCAACAGCUACGACUCUGAUGAAGCCACCACGCUGGGCGCCCUGGAGUUCAGCCUUCUCUACGAGCAGGACAACAGCUCCCUGCAGUGCACCAUUAUCAAGGCCAAGGGACUGAAGCCCAUGGAUUCCAAUGGCCUGGCUGAUCCCUACGUCAAGCUGCACCUCCUGCCAGGGGCCAGCAAGUCCAACAAGCUCCGGACAAAGACCCUACGGAACACGCGGAACCCAGUCUGGAACGAGACCCUGGUGUACCACGGCAUCACCGAUGAGGACAUGCAGCGGAAGACGCUCAGGAUCUCGGUGUGUGAUGAGGACAAGUUUGGUCACAAUGAGUUCAUCGGGGAGACCCGAUUCUCACUCAAGAAACUGAAACCCAACCAGAGGAAGAAUUUCAACAUCUGCCUGGAGCGGGUGAUCCCUAUGAAGCGAGCAGGGACCACCGGCUCAGCCCGCGGCAUGGCCCUCUAUGAGGAGGAGCAGGUGGAGCGCCUGGGGGAUGUGGAGGAGCGCGGGAAGAUCCUGGUAUCUCUGAUGUACAGCACGCAGCAGGGCGGCCUCAUCGUGGGCAUCGUGCGCUGUGUGCACCUGGCCGCCAUGGACGCCAACGGCUACUCAGACCCGUUCGUCAAGCUGUGGCUGAAACCGGACAUGGGGAAGAAAGCCAAGCACAAGACUCAGAUCAAGAAGAAAACCCUGAACCCCGAAUUUAAUGAGGAGUUUUUCUAUGACAUCAAACACAGCGACCUGGCCAAGAAGUCACUGGACAUCUCGGUCUGGGACUACGACAUCGGCAAGUCCAACGACUACAUUGGAGGCUGCCAGCUGGGGAUCUCAGCCAAGGGCGAGCGCUUGAAACACUGGUACGAGUGUCUGAAAAACAAGGACAAGAAGAUCGAGCGCUGGCACCAGCUACAGAACGAGAACCACGUGUCCAGCGACUAG
Messenger RNA from Dipodomys ordii (Ord's kangaroo rat), 2091 nucleotides. RefSeq names its product rabphilin 3A (gene Rph3a). The transcript has 20 exons. NCBI's taxonomy places the organism in Eukaryota, Metazoa, Chordata, Mammalia, Rodentia, Heteromyidae. Bases 1 to 2091 code for a protein of 696 amino acids. Gene Ontology annotation, biological process: intracellular protein transport. Gene Ontology annotation, molecular function: small GTPase binding. The record is from RefSeq and is a predicted model, not a curated record. Gene Ontology annotation, cellular component: membrane.